Molecule: messenger RNA, 1085 nt
Organism: Rubroshorea leprosula
Lineage: Eukaryota; Viridiplantae; Streptophyta; Magnoliopsida; Malvales; Dipterocarpaceae
Source: the annotation of a GenBank genome assembly
CGUGCUCCAAAACUCUGCAAGCUAGGGUUUGGAGACGACAGGCCUCUCCUUCGAGAUUCCUUCCGGUUGCAAAGACCCCCUCCUCUUCUUGCUACUCACUUCUCCACCGCCGGAUAGUGUACUUGCAGAUCCGAUUAGGUGCGCCAUCAACCCCUGUUUCUCCAAGGUUUCUGUUUUUGCAGAUCCGGUUAGGCGAGCCAGAUCUCUACUCCAUCACUCUGUUUUUGCCACUGCAACAGCAUCCCAACGAUGGCUGAGGAGGAUAUUGGGUCUAUGCUUAGCCGAAUUCGAAUUGCGGAGAAGGACGAUGGGAUUCUUCCACUAUAUACGACGUGGAAGCAAAAUGAAGCUAAUGUGGGCAGGUUGCGGCUGGUUGGGAAACUGCUAUCUCGACGGCGGGUUAAUCUUAAUGGCUUACAUAAUGCUUUAAUGGCCUCUUGGAACCCUAAGCACGUUUUCAAAUUUUCAGAGAUUGGAGAAAAGAUCUAUCUUUUUCAAUUUUUUGAUAUUGGAGAUCUUAACAAAGUCAUCCAUAGGGGUCUUUGGAACUUUAGUAACUCACUAUUCAUCCUCAAAAGAUUUCAGGCCUCCCUAACUCCAGAGCAAUACAAUUUCUCUACGAACCCAUUUUGGGUCAGGAUCUUCGAUGUCCCGGUCGGGUUGCACUCUGAGCAGAUUGGUUUCAUGAUUGGAAGCUCUUUAGGAAAAGUCCUAGAGGUGGAUGAGGGAUUCAAGAAAGCCAUUAGAGUUUGAAUCAAAUUGGACGUCGAGAACCCACUGCGAAGGUUCAAGACUUCGCAACUUACUAUUACUGAAAGUAGGAACCUCAGGAUUAAAUAUGACAAACUCCCAGAGUUUUGUUUUGUAUGUGGGUGUUUGGGUCAUGUUAAGAAUGAUUGUGAAAUUGCUCACUGUAUUAAAGAUGCAGGUGGUAAGAUUAUCCGACGUUUUGGUUCUUGGUUAAAGGCUGAAUUUGAGAACUCAUGGUGUCUGGACAACUUUGCUAUUUUGGAUGAUUCUUUCUCCACAAAUACCCAAUUUUUGGGGGCUGCUAAGCGAGUAGAUGACCCACAGCACUCUGCACA